Messenger RNA from Durotheca rogersii, 1413 nucleotides. RefSeq names its product kinase-like protein. Bases 1 to 1413 code for a protein of 470 amino acids. Lineage: Eukaryota; Fungi; Ascomycota; Sordariomycetes; Xylariales; Xylariaceae. Gene Ontology annotation, molecular function: ATP binding; protein kinase activity. The transcript has 2 exons. Gene Ontology annotation, biological process: protein phosphorylation. The record is from RefSeq and is a predicted model, not a curated record.
AUGGAGUUAACUUCCCCAUUCUCCAAGACGUGGGACAGCUCGCCGCUCGCAUCUGGAGACAAAAUCGAGUACGAGUACAUACCUUUUGAUGACAGACUUGAGAACAUUCAGCUGUACAACCCGGGCGGACACCAUCCCGUCCAUCUCGACGACAUCAUCGACGUGCGGUUCAGGGUGGUCCACAAGCUUGGAAAUGGCGGGUGCGGGAUCGUCUGGCUCUGCCGCGAUAUAACCCUCGGCAAAUGGAGGGCGGUCAAGAUACUGACAGCUGAUUAUUCAUCGCGAGGCAAUGAGCAGAGGAUGAUCGACCACCUCCGUGCCCGGUGCACCCCCGAGGAACUCGAGCAAAACCACAUCGCGAUGCCCCUGGACCAAUUCUGGCUCGACGGCCCCAACGGCCGUCACUUAUGCCUGGUGAUGCCGAUACUGGGGUCGACGGUCUCGGAAUGGCGCGAGUGGCAGGACGACCUCAAGGAGCAGACCACCACAGACACCAGAAACGUAUGCCGGCAGAUCAUCAAAGCCUCGAGCUUCAUGCGGUCCCGUGGGAUAUGCCAUGGAGACUUCAGACCGGGUAAUAUCCUGAUGAAGAUCGAGGGUGAUCUCGAUCAUCUGAACGACGACCAGAUCUAUGAGCUGAUGGGAGAACCUCAAUGUUACACGAUUAAUACCGAGUCCGGAGAACCGGCCGGUCUCAGAGCGCCUGAGUAUAGUGUAGCACCUGUGGUGACGUCCUGGUGCGAGGAUAUGUCUGCAGCUUCGAUAGCGGUUGUGGAUUUUGGCGAGGCGUUCCUGGUCGAUAGACCCCCGAAGUCGACGGGCAUUCCGGAUGCGUACGCGGCCCCGGAACUGAUCUUUGACAGAGCUGGUGUGUCGAUUGAGAACUGCGACAUCUGGUCCCUGGCAUGCACGAUAUACGAGGUCCGGACGGGUUCCCCCCUAUUCGACCCGAUAUUGGCCAGCGGAGGCUGCGCAGUGAUGAAGGAGGUCGAGAUUUACAUAGGCAUGCUCCCUCGAGCAUACGCGACGGCGCUCGCAGAGAUGAUGACCGAGAUCAGGGGGAGAUCGAAGCGAGAUGCGGACGGGCCGAAGCCCCAGCCCCCUCAGCGGGAGCGCCCUCGCAAAGAGGAUCUCCAGCCAGAGAACACGAUAUCGGAGAAGGUCCAGCGGGCGAGAGAACGGCUGGUGCAGGGGACGGAAUACUCCGACCCGUUCGAGGCGGAUCUGGGGAGAGACAAGAUCUACUGGGGCGCAAAUGGGCCCGAAGACGAAGAACCUCUCCAGUAUCGCUACUCCCGAGAGGAAGUGCUCGAAUUCGCGGAUCUGCUCCGGAGGAUGUUAAGAUACGACCCGGACGACCGCAUCAAAUUCGACGAGAUCCUUGCCCAUCCCUGGAUAUGGUGCCGGGAGUAG